Bacidia gigantensis is the source of this 228-nucleotide messenger RNA. RefSeq lists its product as uncharacterized. The coding region runs from base 1 to 228 and encodes 75 amino acids. NCBI's taxonomy places the organism in Eukaryota, Fungi, Ascomycota, Lecanoromycetes, Lecanorales, Ramalinaceae. The record is from RefSeq and is a predicted model, not a curated record. The transcript is spliced from 2 exons.
AUGGCGCACCUCACGCUCGCAAAGGAGCUUGGGGCACCUCCUCCCCACGGAAAACCAUAUUCGGUUAUUGUACCCGGUUCAGAGAAGGAAGGACGAAGCCCGAUCUACAGGCAUCACAGAUUCAAAGAUGGACCACUCAAGACACUGGAUCCCAAUGUGUUGACCGCCCACGAUAUGUUUGAGAACACGGGUAGCGUCCCUACCAUGACUGUCGAGAACCCAUGCUGA